Messenger RNA from Triticum urartu, 1344 nucleotides. RefSeq lists its product as uncharacterized. Gene Ontology annotation, molecular function: ubiquitin binding. The record is from RefSeq and is a predicted model, not a curated record. Lineage: Eukaryota; Viridiplantae; Streptophyta; Magnoliopsida; Poales; Poaceae.
CUGCCCGCCCAAACGUCUCCCUUCCCUGCCCGAGUCGUCCCGUCCCAGCCUUUUCCUCCGGCCUCCCCACACUACCCUCGAGCGCCGACCCCCUCGGCACCCGUACAAAUCCUCGCCGCCCUCCCACGAAACCCUAACCACAACGCCCUUCACCUCGCGAGUGAGGCGGCGGCGGGCGGCAAGAGGAGCAAGGAGGCGAGAAGGAGCAGCAGCGGGAGAGGCCCGCGGCCCGCGCGGCAUUGGCGGCGAUGUCCGCGUCCAUGUGCCGGAAGCGGGCGUCCUCCUUCUCCGAGGAACGCUCCCACGCGGAGGCGUCGUCCUCGCCGCUCUCCAAGCGCGCACGCUUCCUCGCGGACGGCGGCAGCCCCAAGCCGCGGGGCGUCGUCGACUCCGACCUGGUGGCCGUGAUCCGCGCGCGGUUCCCUUCCGUGAGGCUUGAGUUCAUUGAAAAGGCUCUGGAAGAAUGUGAAAACAAUUUGGAUUCAGCGAUGAAGUAUUUACUUCCUCUACACUUAGAACCCACAGAAUAUAAUGUGGAUCCCGUGUAUCAAUCUCCCAAUGAAAUGUCUACUGAGGUUCAAGUGCCCAAUGAAGGUAUUGUAGAAUGUAAUGAAGUUCCAGCACCCAUAGGAAGUGUUCCCGGUGCAGAGAACCUUCAAUCAGGUAUCACCCAAUGGGUUGAGAUUCUUAUGAAUGAGAUGGCAAGUGCCUCUAAUUCAGAUGAUGCAAAGGUUCGUGCGUCAAGAGUACUGGAGGCUUAUGACAAGUCCACGUCCUCUUGUAUCCAUACAGAAGCAAUGCAGAAAUAUCAGAAGGAAAUUUUGUUGUACAAGGAACAAUUUGAAGCCGUCAUUAAAGAAAAUACUAUUCUUAAGAAAGCCGUGGCAAUUCAACAUGAACGCCAAAAGGAGCAUGAAGAGAGAAACCAGGAGCUUCAACAACUAAAGCAGUUGGUUAUGCAGUACCGGGAACAAAUUAGGAAUCUUGAGAUAAACAACUACGCCUUGUCCAUGCACCUCAGACAAUCUCAGCAGGGUAACUCGAUUCCAGGGCACUUUCAUCGGGACAUUUUGUGAAACCAGAAGCCAAUACAAGGUUUCCAUAGCAUGAGGACAAGUUGCAGGUCUUGUUGCGAGAGGCUAUGUUCAACAUAUAUCACCUAUACUCAAGAUAUUAUAGGCAAGUGAUACGAUAGCUUUGAUAUAUGGUGAUGUAUACCUUUGUACCUCUGUAUAGUGUGCUGAUUGCCCUCCCGGUCAGCCCAGCAUGAGUCGUGCUGUUGUUUAAGAACAGACAUAAUGUGAUGAAGUUUAAAAGAAAGGAGAAAAACACAUUUGAUUUUUA